UCUUCCUUCUCUUCCAGAUACCUCCUUGAGCAGCGAGAUGUGGAAAUCAAUGUCCGCGAUAAAUGGGACAGUACCCCCCUAUAUUAUGCCUGCCUGUGUGGACAUGAAGAGCUCGUGCGCUAUCUUCUAGCCAAUGGAGCAAAAUGUGAGGCAAACACUUUUGAUGGGGAGCGUUGUUUGUAUGGAGCUUUGAGUGACACCAUCCGACGCCUGCUGAAGGAGUACAAGCAGAUCACAGCAAAGUGCAUGAAGAGAGACUACUAUGAUGUCUUCCUACAGCGGUUGCUGGAACAGGGUUACCAAAGUGACAUUGUUUUCAUCGUUCAUGGCAAAUCUUUCUGUGCCCAUCGCUGUAUCCUCAGCGCUCGCAGCGCCUACUUCGCUGAAAUGUUUGAGACCAAAUGGAAGGGGAAGAACAUGAUAGUGUUGAAACAUCCACUGAUCAAUCCAGCAGCCUUUGGCUCCCUUCUGCAGUAUCUGUACACAGGGCGUCUUGAUAUCGAUGUAGAAUAUGUAAAUGAUUGCAAGAGGUUAGCCAAGCAGUGCCGCCUGCAGGACCUCAUCGAUGAUUUGGAGACCAAGUGUAAAAAAGUCUAUGAAUUUGUCUCUUCCAAGCCAGGGACCUGUGUGAAAGUGCUGACGAUUGAGCCCGCAGGUAACUGCCGGCUGCAGGAAGAUCUGGCCCUUCUAGCAGACUGCGCCCUGCCAGCCGAACUGCGGGUUGGUUUUGGGGAGUUGCCGUUUGACAGCACUGACAACUUCAACAGCUGCUCUGAUGUGUGCUUCCGAGUGGCAGAUUAUAACUUUCUGUGUCACAAGGCAUUUUUCUGUGGUCGCAGUGACUAUUUCAAAGCCCUCCUUGAAGACCAUUUCAGUGAGAGUGAAGAGUUGCAGACGCAGCCCAGCAUCCCUGUGGUGACUCUCCACAACAUCACAGAAGAUAUUUUCAUCCGGGUCCUCUACUACAUCUAUAGCGAUGACACUGAGCUCUCCCCAGAGAACGCCUACGAGGUGCUGUGUGUGGCAGACAUGUACCUGCUGCCCGGGCUCAAGCGCCUGUGCGGCAGGACCUUGGCGCAGAUCCUCGACGAGGACAACGUCGUCAGCAUCUGGAGAAUCGCCAAGCUCUUCCAGCUGACGCGGCUGGAGGACCAGUGCACGGAGUACAUGGCAAAGAUCAUCGAGAAGCUGGUGGAGUUGGAGGAGUUUGUGGCCGCGGUGAAGGAGAACGCGGAGGCGGUGGAGGAGCGGCAGGAGACCGACUCCAUCCCCCUGGUUGACGACAUCCGCUUCCACAUCACCAGCAACGUGCAGACCUACAGUGCCAUCGAGGAAGCCAACCAGAAACUUGAAGCUCUGGAAAACCUCCUGGCCAGGAUAGGGCUCGAGUGCUGAUGUGUGACCCUGUCUGUCGUUGCAGCCUCCACAGCGGUCUGACUCGGAGUGCAGGAACGUCUGAGUCUCUGAAUGUCCCUUUCCCCCCUCUCUUGUCCUCCAUCCCAUCCACUUCCAGGCAUUUUUUUUUAAUUUAUUUAUGUCUGGACAUUUGCAUGUCUGGUUUGUGUUUGGUUUUAUUUUGGUUUUGUUUCUCCUUUCAGGAAUAGCUCCCCAAGCACA
Molecule: messenger RNA, 1617 nt
Organism: Tinamus guttatus (white-throated tinamou)
Lineage: Eukaryota; Metazoa; Chordata; Aves; Tinamiformes; Tinamidae
Source: RefSeq, a predicted model, not a curated record